AUGCCUCUCACUGGUCUUUGGAUAGUGCUGCUGCUGGGUUGUAUAACCCUGUGUCACACAGCACCUACCAUUGCUCCAACAAUUUCACCAGAGGAAGAAGACCUGGCAGAGGGAUACCUUACUCAGUUCUACUCUGACGUUGGGAUGAAAAACUCCUCAACAAGAACCAUCAAGGAGAACACCUUCAGCCAGGAUCUACAGGCCAUGCAGGCUUUCUUUGGCCUGGAGGUGACUGGUGUCUUGAAUAAUGAGACCGUUGAGGUGAUGAAGGCACCUCGGUGUGGUGUGUCAGACAUCAGCCGAUAUGGACACUUCGCUGGGAAACCCAAAUGGCAGAAAAGGCUAAUCACAUACCGGAUCACUCAGUAUACUCCAGAUCUGACUCAGAGUCAGGUGGAUGCAACCAUUGCUCAGGCCUUCCAGCUCUACAGCGACGUCAUCCCACUGGACUUUAAACAGGUCUCCAGCGGUACUGCGGACAUCAUGAUCCUCUUCAAGGGCGGCUAUCACGGGGACUUUUACCCUUUUGAUGGGGCGGGUGGAGUUUUGGCACAUGCUAACUCUCCUGGACAGAAUCAGGGAGGAGACACACACUUUGAUGAUGAUGAAACUUGGACUCUUACCCAAAGAGGUGUGAAUCUGCUGCUGGUGGCGGCCCAUGAGUUUGGCCACGCUCUUGGCCUGGAUCACUCCAGGGACAGACGGGCACUCAUGUUCCCCACUUAUAAAUACGUCAACACAAACGGAUACAGGCUGCCAGAUGAUGACAGGCGUGGGGUUCAAGCCCUCUAUGGUAGCCGUACACCAGUGCCAACAACACCAAAACCUAAACCACCUCCUGGACCAGAGCCAGAGGACCCAACAGAGGAUCCAAACCCAGACCCUCUGCCCAACCCCAGAGAUGAGCAGUGCAGCCGCGAACUGGUGUUUGACGCUGCGACCUCCAUCAGGGGAGACCUAUUCUUCUUCAAAAACGGCUACUAUUGGAGGAAGAGCACAACAUUCCAAGGAAUCCGUCUAAUUAAAGUGAACACAAAAUGGCCACGAAUCCAAUAUGUGGAUGCUGCCUUUGAAGUCCCAAACAAGGAUGCGGUGUAUCUUUUUGAAGGUAGUCAAUACUGGGGCAUAAGGGCUUAUGCAAAGACAAUAAUUUCAGGCUAUCCGAAGUCUAUCACCAGCCUUGGCCUCCCCUCUUCAGUCAGUAAGGUGGAUGCAGCUGUAUAUGUGCCAAGUACUAAAAAAACACUAUUUUUUGUGAAUAAUCAGUAUUGGAGUUAUGAUGAGGGUAGAAACCAAAUGGACCUGGGAUACCCACGAUCCAUCACUCAGGAUUUCCCUGCCAUAGGCUCCAAAGUUGAUGCAGCCUUUGAGAAUAUAGGAUAUCUAUAUUUCUCAUCUGGCCCCAGACAGAGUGAGUACUACUUGCCAUACAAGAGAGUGGUGCGCGUAUUGCUCAACUACGGCUGGCUCAACUGUUACUGAGAACUCACAGACACAAUGAGUCAAC
Molecule: messenger RNA, 1507 nt
Organism: Morone saxatilis (striped sea-bass)
Lineage: Eukaryota; Metazoa; Chordata; Actinopteri; Moronidae
Product: collagenase 3-like
Exons: 11
Coding region: 1-1482 (493 amino acids)
Biological process (GO): collagen catabolic process; extracellular matrix organization; proteolysis
Cellular component (GO): extracellular matrix
Molecular function (GO): zinc ion binding; metalloendopeptidase activity
Source: RefSeq, a predicted model, not a curated record